Cylicostephanus goldi is the source of this 489-nucleotide messenger RNA. The record is from the annotation of a GenBank genome assembly. Lineage: Eukaryota; Metazoa; Nematoda; Chromadorea; Rhabditida; Strongylidae.
AUGAGUUCAUUACAUACCUUCCAGAUACAGUACAUUGGUGAUGGUAGGGUAAGAUCGGUCAGAGCACGAAGUCUACGUCUAAACAAUAAUAAAAUCAAAGAAAUAGCAGGAUACGCAUUCACAGGAAGUAACUUCUUCAAGUUGGAUCUGUCAGACACCUCAAUCAGCCAACUGCCAAUCAUUGGUCUAAAAAACCUCAAAACUUUAGCGCUCAGAAAUGUGCCAACACUCAAGAAGUUACCACCAGUGCUGAGCUUUACACAGUUAGAAACUGCUCAUUUCACAUAUCCUCAUCAUUGCUGCUUAUUCAAGUACGUAGACGAUGUAGUUGAAGGAGAAGGUGGUUUGUACAAGCAAAAUGCAAAGGAAAUUCAUCAUAGAAUAUGCAAGCAGAGAGAAGCCAGGAGGUCUAGAAGACAGGUAAGCGUUCGCCAAUUCCUAUUUUGUGUAUCAAUAUCACCCAAACGUGUAGACAAUUUCAAAAAUUGA